AUGAUGGCAGAGAAUAUGAUGCUUGGCUUGCAAAGAAAAACCAAUUGGGUUGGGGGUAAGCGUAGUACAGGUACUCCCUCAACUGUCAAGAAAACGACCACAACUCCAGCGUUCAUUCGGCGGGUAAAGAAUGAGUGGAAUCAUAGCUUAAGAGAAGUAUGUCCGAACGAAUAUCAGCAGUCCUUUCCACGUUCACAGCUUCAAAAUGUUUCGCCAUCCGAAUUAGGCCAUCAUACUCAUGAUAAAGUUCGGUUACAGACCCGUAAGGAAUAUCUUAAUCAUAACCUCAGCUUCAUGAUAAAGUCUCCCAAACAGAUAUCUGCUACGAGCUUAGAAGGUUCCCUUGGACAGAGAUCCACAUUGACUUCUAGCUUAGCCUCUUUGUAUACAGACUGGUAUGGAUUAAAGAUCAAGGAGGUCGACAUGUGCUACCUCUGCCUCACAAAGCCGGAUCAUCCAGAAGAGCUUAAUACUUCAAUGGGCUGGAGAUGA
Molecule: messenger RNA, 492 nt
Organism: Lindgomyces ingoldianus
Lineage: Eukaryota; Fungi; Ascomycota; Dothideomycetes; Pleosporales; Lindgomycetaceae
Exons: 6
Coding region: 1-492 (163 amino acids)
Source: RefSeq, a predicted model, not a curated record